AUGGCCAACCCCGUAGGCGAAGAUGACUGGCUUGCCUACAUCCAAGAGACUACUCGAACCGCCUCCGAUCUCGAGCAGCGCGUCAAAGUUGUCGAGGAGUAUAAGCGCGCCGUCGGUGACGAGCCCGGAAGCAUGCGUCUAUGGCUUGCCUAUUGCGACUAUUUCUGGCAUCUGUGGGAAAGCAGCAACUCCAACGACGCUGGCUGGUCUGAAGAGGAACAGAUGCUAGGUCGAGAGAUCUUUUCCUUCAAGGCUGCCCUGGACCUGUGGCAGCAAGGCUAUGAGGCGAUCAAGUAUCGCCUGAGCGACAGUCAUGAGCUCUGGGAUCUCUGGAUGUCUUUUGAAAAGGAACAGUUUGUCAACAGCAGGACACCAGAGGGCCUCCGUCGCAUCACCCAUCUUUACCGCCAGCGUUUAGCUACGCCGCAUUUAAACUGGGAGGAAACUUCACAAGCAUUUUCGAGCUUUCUGUCGGAGUAUAAUCAAUCGGAAUGGGAGAAAUCCAUGCAAGAAAUCACCGCCAACGCCCAGGCUACGAAGAAAGCCGUCCAAGUACGCGAUCCAUUCGAAUUUCAACUGAAACAAGUCCAUCGUAACGGCGAUGUCGAAGCACAAAAGGCCAAACUACGGGAAUACCUUGAUUGGGAGGUGCGAGGGAUGAAGAGACGCCAAGACGGCGCCGAAUUAAAUCGGAAUAUUUGCGCUGGGCUAUUCGACAGAGCUCUGACCGGAUUGUUUGCGACCGACGAGGACGCCUGGCAUGACUACAUCGUAUUUCUCUCUUCAUCGAUGUCCGACUUUCAAUCUGCGGCCGAGGACUUGCUAGAUGCGUCACGCAGGUCAGUUCUUCAUUGUCCGUGGUCAGGGCGGCUUUGGAGCAGAUACAUUCUAUGUGCCGAGGAGGCAAACCUAGAAUUUGCAGAUAUUGAGUCUAUCAAGCACACUGCUACAAGUAAUGACCAACUGUACAAGAACGGCAUGGAGAGUAUGAUUAAAGUGUAUGAGGCUUGGUGCGCGUUUCUGAAGAGAAGGGCACUUAAACCCGCUGCCUCUGAUGACGCUGCCGAUGUCGCAGAGGUUGGCCUAAGGGCUGCCAUUGAAGACGUUGAAAUCACAGGGAAGAGGCUCUACGGCAAAGAAUUCCAGGGUGACCCAAAGUAUCGACUGGAACGCCUCUAUAUUCAGUAUUUGACGGAAAAGAAGGGCGCCAUCAAAGACGCCAGGGCACAGUGGAAAAAGCUUGAGCAUAGAAGCGUUCACGCCGACAGCUACGACUUUUGGUUCAACUAUUACACUUGGGAGAUGCUCGCAUUCUCUAAACAGAAUCAUAGCGAAAAUGUAUCACCACACGGCGGCCUCCAUGUCCCUUCGGCAGCAACCGCAGUGCUGUAUUCCGCCGCAACCCGCAAGACUAUCGAUUGGCCAGAGGGGGUGCUUCAAAUGUAUCAGCAACAUUGCAACAAUUACGAGCUGCCGGCCUCAGUGCGUCAGGCAGAUGACUUUGUUAAUAAGACGCAAAAGAUCAUUGCAUACCGCCGAAAGAAACAGGAGGAGCAACAAGCUGUGCAGGAUGCUGCCUACUACGAAAGUGAGGCUCAAGCUCAAACACAAACUCAGAGGAAAGGGGUCGAAUCCAGCGAACAGUCCGUGUCUAUUGUAGAUGCUUCAUCUUCACCGAGCGAACCUAAGAGGAAGCGCGAGUCCCCCGCAGACACACAAGACGACGAUGUAGAGAAUGCGAGUAAACGCCAAAAAAAUGAUGACCAAAUAUCCGAGACUGCCGAACAACCCACCAAAAGAGAUAGAGAACAUUCAACUGUCAUUGUUACCCAGCUACCAGCAGACGCUACGCAAACCGCAGUUCGCAAAUACUUCAAGCCCUACGGACAUAUCAAUAACAUAACCGCUUUCAUAAAAGAAGAAGAUGGCCAAUCCACCACGGCCUUGGUUGAAUUUGGCUCGGCAGAAGAAGCACAGUCCGCCCUUCUCAGAGACGCCAAGUAUUUUGGCGAGUCCCAAAUCACUGUCCAGCCGGGCCACGAUCUCACAGUCUACGUCGCCAACUUCCCUCCCGCUGCCGACGACCAAUUCAUACGCGAUCUAUUCAAAGACUGUGGCGAUAUCCUGAGCAUCCGCUGGCCAAGCCUCAAGGUCAACACGCACCGCAGAUUUUGCUACGUUUCGUUUCGCGACAGAGACGCCUCCGCUAAAGCUGUUGCUAAAGAGGGAAAGCUUCUGGAAGGCAAAUACCGUCUUCUAGCAAAGUACUCUGAUCCUGGCCGCAAAAAGAACCGCGAGGGCGCCAUCGCAGAAGGUCGUGAAGUCCACAUCAGCAAUUUGGAUCUAUCAACCACAGAAGCCGAAAUCCGCUCUGUAUUUAGCAAAUUCGGGACCGUCCAGCGGGUGAACAUUCCACUGAACAUGGCGGGCAGGAAUCGCGGCUUUGCGUUUUUGGACUUUGAAUCCAAGGACCAAGCUGAAAAGGCAGUUGCAGAACUGAACAGCACCAAGUUCAAGUCUCAGAUUCUGAAGGUCGAGCUCUCAAAGGAGAGCAGGGUGAAACCAUUUGCUAAAACUGAAUUCCAGCGCGCAUCAGACUCGCCUGCCCCGUCUUCAUUGAAGGACGCCGAAGGCGACCAGGCAAUGGGCGACGCCGUCGCGGAGGGUCCUUCCAAACCAUCGUCUUCAGAAAUAGCCGCCCGAACCAUUGCCCUCAUGGGUCUCCCAGACACCGUAAACGACGCGCGUGUCAAGGCUCUCAUCGAGCCCAUGGGCUCCAUUGUCAAACUCGUCCACCAGCCAGGCCACGGAGGCGCCAUCAUCGAAUUCGCGGAUGCAGCUGCCGCCGGCAAAGCGGCCCUUCAACUCAAUAGCAUGGAGUACGAAGGGCACAAGCUUCGUACAGGAUCCCCCGAUGAACUACGUCAGAAUAAACCUGGCAAUAAGCCUGUGCAACAAAGCAGGCCAAAGGGGCUUAUGGCUCCGCCGCAGGCUACGAGACGAGCUGUCGGCAGACCUGGUCCAAAAAAAGGGUUGGGCUUUGCACCUCGGCCUGCGACGGCGACGGCAGCCAAACCUGUUGAAAAGGAGGGUGGGCCAAAGAGCAAUGCUGACUUCAAAACUAUUUUUUUGGCGGGCAAGAAGCAGGAUGAAGAAUGA
Molecule: messenger RNA, 3159 nt
Organism: Metarhizium brunneum ARSEF 3297
Lineage: Eukaryota; Fungi; Ascomycota; Sordariomycetes; Hypocreales; Clavicipitaceae
Biological process (GO): RNA processing
Molecular function (GO): protein binding; RNA binding
Source: RefSeq, a predicted model, not a curated record